AUCAAAAUGCUGCAGUGCCCUUUGGGUCUGCAGUAUACUACGGAGAGUAAAGACGCCGUGCUAGAGUUUCACAAGGCAGUUGUUGCUUUAGCUGAAUACAGUUCAAAUGUAUCUACUUUUCUUGACAAAGCUCUUGAAUGCGACCGUAACUUCAUCAUGCCGCAUGUAUUGAGGGGCUGUUGGAUCGUAACAGGUGGAGGUCUAUCUUUUGAUGAGAAACUAAAGGCCUGCUUAACUGCUGUGUCUGAUCCUGAUACUAAACUUACUUGGCGGGAGUCCAAACACGUUGAAGCAGUGCAGAAACGAGCUGCUGGUGAUGCCAAGGGAGCCAUUGAUACUUGGGAAGAAAUACUACUGCAUUAUCCAAUUGAUUUGCUAGCUACUCGCCUUGCAGCUGGACUAUACUUUCUAAUUGGUGAUUCAACGAAUAUCCGGGACUGUCUUUCUAGAGUGCUACCCGCAUGGAGUAGUACACCAACACCACCUGGUUAUGAAUGUGUACUUGGCUUGUAUGCCUUUGGCCUGGAAGAGUCUGGUGAUUGUAGGAAAGCUGAAGAAAUAGCUCGACAAGCACUUGAUCUUAAUCCGGAUCUUCCUUGGGCAAUUCAUGCACUUGGUCAUGUUUAUGAAGAAACUAGACCACCAGAAGAAGGAAUUGAACACAUGACGACAUGGAAACUUCAUUGGAUAGACUCAAUUUUGUCUGUUCACAUGACUUGGCAUUUGUGUUUAUUCUAUCUUGACUUUGGCGAUCUGGCUGCUGUGCUGGAAGAAUAUGAUGGAUAUAUGAAACCAAGAAUGGAUGAUAUCUUUGCACUUGUUGAUGGUUGCUCUCUUCUGUGGCGACUGGAGUGUUCUGGAUUUUCUCCCGGAGAAGAACGAUGGGCUGCUCUCACAGAGAAAUUAGUAGCUGCAACUGACAAUCAUGCCAUGGCAUGGUUUGAUUUGCACAUAAUGAUGGCCUUGUCUUGCAAAAGUGCAAAGGAUCAGGCAGCACGUUUGCUGUUGGCAAAGAACUUACUUGAUUCGAUGAGUGAAUAUGUACCUACCGGCAAGACAAUAAACCAUGUUGUUACACAAGAAGUUGGACUGCCAAUGUGUGAAGCCUUUUUGGCAUAUGGCAAUGAAGAGUAUGACAAGGCUUUGUCUCUUUUGUUGCCUGUGAGGCGCCAGACUGCAAGACUAGGAUGGAGUAUUGCCCAGAGACACGUCAUUUUUCUCACUGUUGUAAAAGCUGCUAUCAAUGCCAAGAACUAUCGGACUGCUUUGGCAUUGCUGUCAGAGCUCAAGGAGCUCAAGCCUAAGCAUAUUGCUACAGCAAGGAUGUUUUCCAUGGUCAAGGAGCAGCUUUAUCAGCAAGAGAAAAAAUAGAACAAGAUUUGGUUCAACGCUGAGCUGUCUUUAGAUCUUUAUUUAUUUGUAUGUCUUUGUUGUCAUGGUACUUGUAUACUUACUUGUUCAAUUGUUAGCAGUUUGGCUUCUUUUUAUUAUUUUAUUUGCUAAUUCAGUUGCUCUUGUA
Messenger RNA from Corticium candelabrum, 1519 nucleotides. RefSeq names its product tetratricopeptide repeat protein 38-like. The record is from RefSeq and is a predicted model, not a curated record. Gene Ontology annotation, molecular function: protein binding. Bases 7 to 1371 code for a protein of 454 amino acids. NCBI's taxonomy places the organism in Eukaryota, Metazoa, Porifera, Homoscleromorpha, Homosclerophorida, Plakinidae. The transcript has 12 exons.